Contarinia nasturtii (swede midge) is the source of this 749-nucleotide messenger RNA. It is a transcript of the gene Alr, whose product is annotated as FAD-linked sulfhydryl oxidase ALR. The transcript is spliced from 3 exons. Bases 153 to 656 code for a protein of 167 amino acids. The record is from RefSeq and is a predicted model, not a curated record. Gene Ontology annotation, molecular function: flavin adenine dinucleotide binding; flavin-dependent sulfhydryl oxidase activity. NCBI's taxonomy places the organism in Eukaryota, Metazoa, Arthropoda, Insecta, Diptera, Cecidomyiidae. Gene Ontology annotation, cellular component: mitochondrion.
UGACAGAUCUUGUAAUCACUUGUAAAUUGACGAAAAUCGAUCGCAGUAUCUUGUUAAAUUCCUACAUUUUGAAAUAAACGAAACCUAAUAAAUUAACAGUAAUCAGUAAAAUUGUGGUAGCAAAAUACGCUGAAUUUUAAUUCAGAGAAGAGAUGCAAUUCGGUGAAAUGUCGGGUGAAAAGAAACCGUGCCGAACGUGCACGGAUUUCAAAACAUGGGCGAAACACCAACAAAAUGUGUACAAAGCAAAAACUAAAGAAGAUAAUAGUCAAACGAAUCCGGAUAAACCAUUGAGUGAAACAGGCCGAUUUAAACACGGGUGCCCGUUGGAUAAAGACGAUUUGGGCCAGUCAACAUGGAAUUUGUUGCAUACGAUGGCAGCUGUUUACCCCGAUAAGCCAACGCAGCAGCAAAAGGAGAAUGUGACAAACUUUUUUGGAAUUUUAUCACAAACAUAUCCGUGCGAUGUUUGUGCUAAAGAUUUGGCCCAAGAACUAAAGGUCGAACCAAUUGUUGCCACAUCGAAUAAUGACUUUUCGCAAUGGUUAUGCCGGUUACAUAACAAAGUCAAUGUAAAACUAGGAAAACCCGAAUUUGAUUGUUCCAAAGUGAAUGAAAGAUGGCGAGAUGGCUGGCUGGAUGGUUCUUGUGAUUAAAGUCCACUUAAAAUGUCCAGUAUAUGAAUGUCAAUCUUCUUUUUGUUUAUUGUUAAUAGAGAAAAUAAAUGUUGUUAAAAUUACAAAUCGAAA